This is a messenger RNA of Aegilops tauschii subsp. strangulata, 1137 nucleotides long. RefSeq lists its product as uncharacterized. Lineage: Eukaryota; Viridiplantae; Streptophyta; Magnoliopsida; Poales; Poaceae. The record is from RefSeq and is a predicted model, not a curated record.
GUAAGGCACAAGACCAGCCAGCAGGGAGAGUUUUUCCAUUGCUAAUCAAGCAACGUUUAGCCGGGCGGCAAGAAGCCAAGAAAGCAUGGGCAACAGCCUGCGGUGCUGCCUGGCCUGCGUCCUCCCCUGCGGGUCUUUCGACUUGAUCCGCAUCGUCCACCUCAACGGCCACAUCGAGGAGUACUCCCGCCCGGUCACCGCCGGCGAGGUCAUGGCGGCGCAUCCCAGCCACGUGGUGAGCCGGCCGUGCUCCCAGGGCGGCGCGCGGCGGAUCCUCAUUGUCGACCCCGAUUCGGAGCUAGAGCGGGGCUGCUUCUACUUCCUGGUGCCGACCUCGUCGGUGCCGGAGAAGAAGAGGAAGCCGUCGUCGCAGCCACAACAGAAGAAGGUGCGGUCAUCGCCCACGUUGAAGCCGACGAGCGUGCCGAGCAGUGCCGGCGCCGGCGCCAAUAAGGUGACGAAAGACCGCGGCGCCGGCGACAGCUACCUGGCGGAGGUGCUGUCGGAGGGCAAGGCCAGGUGCAAGCGCAGCCGGAGCGUCCGCGCGACGGUGUGGCGGCCGCAUCUUCAGAUCAUCCCGGAAGAAGCUCUCGAGUGAAAUCUGCUGUGUUAGCUUGGUCCCUGUUGUACAUACGGGUCUGGUUGUGCAUGGUGUACCGUGCACGUACAAGGACGACCGAACGGCGCCGCGUAGCCAUGCGUGACGUGGUGGGCGGUGAUGGCCCUUGGGUCGUCCAGUUUUAGGUGAGAGGCCGGCGAUCGCCGCCGGCUGCUUCUCCCUUGUAGUUUUUCUCAGUCUCUCGGUGUUUUUCCCGCUCUCUUCACUGCCGGCCAGAUCGGGCUGCUUUGAAGGCAGUGAGAGUAGUUGGGUUUUGGUUGCCCUCGAUGGCAGAGAGAACAGGAGAAGCAGAAAACAAGUCUGCAAAAGCUUUUUUUUUUUACGGAUGUAAUGACAAGAAGCCAGUAAAGUUCAGCAGAAAAUUCAAUUUUGUUGUCCAUCUUGUCAGGAUUACGUUUUAUUUUUUUGAGCAAAUCUUGUCAGGAGUACGUGCGUUGUUCAUCUCUGAUGCAUCCUCCAAUGAGUUGUAUAUAUACUCCCUCCGUUUCAAAAUAGAUGACUCCACUUUAUACUAACUC